AUGCCUAUCCAUAGAAUUGCAGUUGGAACACCUAGAGAGGCAAGCCACCCAGAUGCACUUAGGGCUGCAUUGGCAGAGUUCAUCUCUAUGCUUAUUUUCGUUUUUGCCGGUUCAGGAUCUGGCAUGGCUUUCAACAAGUUGACCGACAAUGCUUCGAACACACCUUCUGGCCUAAUAGCUGCCGCACUGGCUCAUGCAUUUGCUCUCUUCGUGGCUGUUUCGGUUGGUGCUAACAUUUCUGGAGGUCAUGUGAAUCCUGCUGUGACCUUUGGUGCACUUCUUGGAGGAAACAUCACCCUAUUGAGGAGCAUUCUGUAUUGGAUUGCACAGUUGCUUGGAUCUGUUGUGGCUUGCUUGCUACUUAAAUUCUCCACUGGUGGAUGGGAAACACCAGCUUUUGGAUUAUCAUCUGGGGUGGGCGCAUGGAACGCGGUAGUGUUUGAGAUUGUGAUGACCUUUGGACUAGUCUACACUGUGUAUGCCACAGCAGUGGAUCCAAAGAAGGGAAAUGUGGGCAUUAUUGCACCUAUUGCAAUUGGUUUCAUUGUUGGUGCCAACAUCUUAGCUGGUGGUGCUUUUGAUGGUGCAUCCAUGAACCCAGCAGUCUCUUUUGGUCCUGCUGUUGUGAGCUGGACUUGGACUAACCACUGGGUUUACUGGCUUGGGCCAUUCAUUGGUGCUGCCAUUGCUGCCCUUGUCUAUGAUAACAUCUUCAUUGCUAGUGGUGGACAUGAGCCACUUCCCACCAAUGAUUUUUAA
Dovyalis caffra is the source of this 759-nucleotide messenger RNA. NCBI's taxonomy places the organism in Eukaryota, Viridiplantae, Streptophyta, Magnoliopsida, Malpighiales, Salicaceae. The record is from the annotation of a GenBank genome assembly.